This is a messenger RNA of Lepus europaeus (European hare), 1071 nucleotides long. RefSeq names its product undifferentiated embryonic cell transcription factor 1 (gene UTF1). NCBI's taxonomy places the organism in Eukaryota, Metazoa, Chordata, Mammalia, Lagomorpha, Leporidae. The transcript is spliced from 2 exons. The record is from RefSeq and is a predicted model, not a curated record. Bases 1 to 1071 code for a protein of 356 amino acids.
AUGCUGCUCCGGCCCCGGCGGCCGCCGCCUCUGGCGCCCCCCGCGCCGCCGUCGCCGGCCAGCCCCGACCCCGAGCCGCGGCCGGCCGCGGACAUCCCGGGGACGCCGCCCGGACGGCCCGCCUCGCCGGACGCGCUGGGGGAGCUCGGGGCGCCCGUGUCUCCCGGCUCGGCCAAGCGCACGCCGUGGAACGCGCGGGAGACGGAGCUGCUCCUGGGGACGCUGCUGCAGCCGGCCGUGUGGCGCUCACUGCUGCUGGACCGCCGCCAGGCGCUGCCCACCUACCGCCGCGUGUCGGCCGCGCUUGCCCGGCAGCAGGUGAGGCGCACGCCCGCGCAGUGCCGCCGCCGCUACAAAUUCCUCAAGGACAAACUCCGCGACGCGCAGGGCCAGCCGCCCGGGCCCUUCGACGCACAGAUCCGCCAGCUCAUGGGGCUGCUGGGGGACAACGGGCGCAGGCGGGCCCGCCGCCGACCCCCCGGCCCCGGGCGCCCCCAGCGCGGCCGCCACGCGGCCCCCGCAGAACCCACGCCCGUGCAGGCCCUAGACGACCCAGGCGCCACGCCGCAGCCAUCCGCCCGCGACCCGGACGUAGAUCCCGCCUGGACGCUCAGGUUCAGCCCGGUCCCGCCGAAGUCCUCGGACGCCGCUCGCGCGGCCAACUCCCCGCUCGCACCAGACUCGCCGCCUGCGCGCGUCCCGACGGCCUUCGCCGCCUGCGCGCCCGAAACCGGCCGCGCCGAGGACCACGCGCCCCUGCCCGCACCCGAGUCUUCGCCGCCGGCUCCAGACCCCGGCCCGGAGGACCGGGGCUCGCCGCCCGCCAGCCCCCAGCCCCGCACGCCCCCGCGGGCCGCCGCCCCGUCGCUGAACGCCGCGCUGCUGCAGACCCUGGGGCACCUGGGCGACAUCGUGGCCAUCCUGGGCCCGCUGCGCGACCAGCUGCUGACGCUGAACCAGCACGUGGAGCAGCUGCGCGGCUCCUUCGACCAGACCGUGUCCCUGGCGGUGGGCUUCAUCCUGGGCAGUGCAGCCGCGGAGCGGGGCGUCCUGGGCGAGCCCCGCCAGUGA